GGUCGGCGACAAUGAGGAGAUUGCGAAACUAAGGGCUCAAGUUGAGUCUCUUGUCCGUCAGCCGAAUGGAUCGGAAAAAGACAAAGGACAAGUCUCAAGAAAAGAUUGCGCGUCUCAAGGCGGAGGUUGAACAUCUUCGUCGAGGUCAUCACAGCACUAGUACGUCCGCUACAAUCUCCAAGCCAAACAAUGAAGCCGAGGAAUUGUCUCGACUUCGACUUGAGCAGGCCAAAGCAAAGGCUGCUAGCGAACGGAGGUUUGCCUCUCUUGAAGAAGUUAUCAUCGCAUUGCAGAGGCAGUGCGAAGCCGCUGAGGCAAACGCAGAUGUUUGGAGAUCGGAAGCGCUUCGGUCGGGUAACAAGCGGGGGAGUGUCGCUAUCGAAGCCACUCCUACCUCUGAUGCAAGGGUGAGAGCAAGGGUGGUUUCUCCUGGUGUCGGGCGGGUGAAUUUGGAAUUGAAAGGAAUAGUUGAGCGUCAUCAGUUAGAAAUAGAACGUCUUAAGGAGAUGCGACUUCGUGAGUUGAAUGCUCGUAAAGAAUCCGAAGAAGAGGUUGAACGAUUGAAGGAGGCGAUGGUGAGAUUGGGAACUGGGGUAAAAACCAGGGGAACCAAUCUUAAGUCAAAAUUGGAUGACGCUGCCGGUGUGUCGACAAGGAAGGAAUCGGUACGGAUUACGGAGGAAGCCAAUGAUGCCUUGACCAGGAAGAUUCAGAACAGGACAACGGACAACCCAACGGUUCGGGUCAACAACAAAGAUGCAGUUUUACGUGACACUCGAAAGGACUUACGAAAGUAGAAUAAGGAGGAGAUUUUGUCUAUCUGUGACAAGGAAGGAAUCUCAUAUUUUACUCUAGAACCUACCAAGGAAGCAAUCGCACAGCUGCGCAUUUCUCG
Chara braunii is the source of this 895-nucleotide messenger RNA. The record is from the annotation of a GenBank genome assembly. Lineage: Eukaryota; Viridiplantae; Streptophyta; Charophyceae; Charales; Characeae.